This is a messenger RNA of Esox lucius (northern pike), 7860 nucleotides long. Its product is annotated as vinculin. Lineage: Eukaryota; Metazoa; Chordata; Actinopteri; Esociformes; Esocidae. Gene Ontology annotation, biological process: cell adhesion. The record is from RefSeq and is a predicted model, not a curated record. Bases 288 to 3701 code for a protein of 1137 amino acids. Gene Ontology annotation, cellular component: actin cytoskeleton. Gene Ontology annotation, molecular function: structural molecule activity; actin filament binding. The transcript is spliced from 23 exons.
GGCAGAUGUAUCCCGGUUAGUCAUUGGCUGAGAUCUCGAGCGGUUAUUCAUUCUGUCACGAUUCUCGGUCUUGCAGACUCGGACAGCGAGCGUACACUCGGACUAGUAGACCGUCCUUGCCGGGAGACGCAUGAGGACUCCAUCCAAACUAAAUUAAAAAAAAAGAUUUUGCCUGUCAUCUUUUAUUGUCUGGUAAAGACGGCGGAGGAACAGAGCAGGAUUUAACCAGCAGGAGCUGCAGUAGCGGUGUUUCAGGUCUCUGUGUGAGCGGGUUGACAGUUUUAACCAUGCCGGUGUUCCACACCAAGACCAUCGAGGGCAUCCUGGAGCCGGUUGCCCAGCAGAUCUCUCACCUGGUCAUCAUGCACGAGGAGGGGGAGGUGGACGGGAAAGCGAUCCCGGAUUUGACCGUCCCGGUGGCCGCGGUACAGGCGGCAGUCAGCAACCUUGUCAGGGUGGGCAAGGAGACUGUUCAGACCACAGAGGACCAGGUUAUGAAGAGAGAUAUGCCCCCUGCCUUUAUAAAGGUGGAGAAUGCAUGCUCUAAGCUGGUACAGGCAGCUCAGAUGUUGAAGGCGGAUCCCUACUCAGUUCCUGCUAGAGACUACCUCAUUGACGGUUCUAGAGGGAUCUUAUCAGGAACCUCAGAUCUUCUGCUCACCUUCGAUGAGGCCGAGGUGCGUAAGAUCAUCCGUGUGUGUAAAGGGAUCAUGGAGUAUUUAACGGUAGCGGAAGUGGUGGAAACCAUGGAGGACCUGAUCACCUACACCAAGAACCUAGGACCAGGUAUGACCAAGAUGUCUAAGAUGAUUGAUGAGCGGCAGCAGGAGUUGACCCAUCAGGAACACAGACAGAUGCUGCUCAACUCCAUGAACACUGUCAAACAACUCCUGCCCGUACUCAUAUCAGCCAUAAAGAUCUUUGUGGCGACGAAGAGCACAUCUAGUGCUGGGGUUGAGGAGGCCAAGAGAAACAGAUGCUUCACCUUCGAGAAGAUGAGCGCUGAGAUCAGCGAGAUCAUCAGAGUCCUGCAGCUCACCACCUGGGAUGAAGACACAUGGGCCAACAAGAAGGACAUGGAGUCGAUGAAACGCUCACUGGCUGCCAUAGAAGCCAAGAUGGCCCUGGCGAAAAGCUGGUUUAAAGACCCGCACGGCCAACCAGGCGAGCCUGGGGAGGUAGCAGUGCGAGUGAUCCUGGAUGAAGCAGGGAAGGUUGGAGAACUGUGCGCUGGAAGGGAACGCAGAGAUGUACUGGGUACCGCCAAGACCCUGGGUCAGAUGACGGAUCAAGUUGUAGAGCAACGUGCCAGAGGCCAGGGUCCUUCUCCACCUUGUGUCCAGCGUGCCGGUCAGUGUUGUCAGGGUCUGGAUCUGCUGCUUGGGAAGGUGGACAGUGCCAGCCGCCGGCUGGAAGCAUUAACUAACGCUAAAUUGGCCAUCGCUAGGAGACUGGACGCUGCCCAGGCAUGGCUGGCAGAUCCUAACGGGGGUCCGGAGGGUGCUGAGAACAUCAGAGUGUUGCUGGCCGAGGCCAAAAGAAUUGCUGACCUCUGUGAAGACCCCCGGGAGAGAGACGAAAUCCUGAAAUCCAUCAACGAGAUAGCAGGACUCACCGCACGACUAGUGGAUCUGCGCAAGCAGGGAAAAGGGGACAGUCCGGAGGCUCGUGCCCUGGCUAAGCAGAUCGGAGCCGCUCUCCUGACUCUGCAAGCCAAGACCAACAGAGCGGUGGCCAACAUGAGACCUGCCAAACCCGCCGUCACUCUGGAGGGCAAGAUGGAGCAGGCCCUCCGCUGGGUCAACAACUCCGGUCAGGAUGACAGGGGAGUGGCGUAUGAGCGGCUUCAAAACAACACAGGUCAGGCAGCGAUCCGGGGCUUGGUGUCAGAGGGACGGCGGCUGGUUGGAGGGCUGGGGGGGCCGUACCGGCAGGAUAUGAUUGGCCGCUGCGACCGUAAUGAGGCACUUAUGACAUUGCUGGCUGACAUGGCCGGGAGGGGAGAAGCCGAAUCACCUCAGGGUAAAGCUACUGCUUCACAACUACAGGACAGUUUGAAGGGCCUGAAGGGUCGAAUGCAGGAGGUCAUGACCCAGGAAGUGUCUGAUGUCUUUAGUGACACUACCACCCCCAUCAAACUACUGGCUGUAUCUGCGACUGCCCCCCCUGAGGCACCGCACAGGGAGGAGGUGUUUGAUGAGCGUGCUGGUAACUUCGAGGCCCAUGCGGGCCGUCUGGGGGCCACAGCGGAGAAGGCAGCAGCUGUGGGAUCGGCCAAUAAGACCACGGUGGAGGGAAUACAGGCUACUGUUAAACACGCCAGGGAACUCACUCCACAGGUGACCUCUGCAGCUCGUAUCCUGCUAAAGAACCCUGGGAACCAAGCGGCCUAUGAACACUUUGACACCAUGAAGAACCAGUGGAUCGACAAUGUGGAGAAACUUACUGGCCUGGUAGACGAAGCCAUAGACACCAAGUCCCUGUUAGAUGCGUCUGAGGAGGCCAUAAAGAAGGACAUCGAUAAGUGUCGUGUUGCCAUGGCAAAUGUACAGCCGCAGAUGCUAGUUGCUGGGGCGACCAGCAUAGCGCGGCGAGCCAAUCGCGUACUCCUGGUGGCAAAGAAAGAAGUUGAGAAUUCAGAAGACCCACGUUUCAGAGAAGCAGUGAAACAUGCUUCAGAUAUUCUCAGUCACACUAUCUCACCAAUGGUCAUGGAUGCCAAGGCUGUGGCAGGAAACAUACAGAACCCAGCCCUCCAGAAGGCCUUUCUGGAUUCUUCCCUUAGAAUUCUGUCUGCUGUUGGGAAGGUCAGAGAAGCCUUCAGCGCCCCGGAGCCUGACUUUCCCCCUCCUCCCCCAGAUCUUGACCAGCUGCACGUGAGUGAUCCGGAGCAGGCCCCCCCUAAGCCCCCACUACCGGAGGGAGAGCUGCCCCCACCCCGGCCACCGCCACCGGAGGAGAAAGAGCGAGAUGAAGACUUCCCAGAGCAGAAGACCGGAGAGCUGCUAAGCGAACCCAUAAUGGUGGCUGCUAGGCAACUGCACGAUGAGGCGCGAAAGUGGUCCAGCAAGCCUGAGGAAGAGGAGGGUGUUGAGGAAGUAGAUGAUGAAGAUGAGUAUACUGAUGGCGAGGAUGACUAUGAGCCCGAGCUGUUGAUGAUGCCGUCGAACGGCAACGCCGUGAAUCAACCCAUCCUAGCCGCUGCUCAGUCUCUCCACCAGGAGGCACGCAAGUGGUCCAGCAAGGGCAAUGACAUCAUAGCGGCGGCCAAGAGGAUGGCGUUGUUGAUGGCCGAGAUGUCCCGGUUAGUUCGCGGUGGCAGCGGUAACAAGCGGGCUAUGAUCCAGUGUGCUAAAGACAUCGCCAAGGCCUCAGAUGAGGUCACCAGGCUGGCUAAAGAGGUGGCCAAACAAUGCACUGACCGACGCAUCAGAACCAAUCUGCUGCAGGUGUGUGAGCGUAUCCCCACCAUCAGCACUCAGCUAAAGAUCCUGUCGACAGUUAAAGCCACCAUGCUUGGACGAACCAACAUCAGCGAGGAGGAGUCUGAACAGGCUACAGAUAUGCUUGUCCAUAAUGCCCAGAACCUGAUGCAGUCUGUCAAGGAGACAGUGAGAGAGGCAGAGGCCGCUUCAAUCAAGAUCCGCACCGAUGCUGGAUUCACGCUGCGCUGGGUUCGCAAGACCCCUUGGUACCAGUAAAACACAAACGCAGAUAACAACUUCCCUUUUAAUAAACCUUUUUAGUUGUUACCUUUGAAGAAUUGGAAAAUACCGGGAACUUUCAAUAGAUUCCCUGGUUUUCCAGAAACCCAUUAUGGGAGUGAAUAAGCAGUAUUAAUGCCAUAGUAAGAAAUAAGGAAAAUCCGGGAAUUUCUUGAAACCUUCCGGAAUUUUUACUCCGACGUUCCCUUUAUCUGGUAAAAUCUAGGAUGACAGUUUUAAUAUAUAUUUUUGGUAUGUUGGGUUUCAAGAGUUUAUCCAAAAUCCAGUUAUAUAUUUUUUGCAUGAAGAAUUUUUCUAUUUUCUAACUUUUUUUCUUACCUGUCCCAUUCUACAUGAAUGUCAGAGUUUACGGAUGUUAGCUUUUUAUCUGGUUUAACCUGUGAGGGUUUCAUAUUACAUGUAAAUAUUUAUUUUUGUGUGGUUGCUGACAGCACUCAGCUCUGUGCUCAAGCUAACAUAAGUGAUUUAGCCUCUAGCCCUUGUAUCACUACUUCAUGUUUUCUGAAUGGUGGAAACCAGCACCCUAAUGCCUUGUUCACAUUAAAAUGUAUUUUAUUACUAUGUACAUCCUUUUCACGCAAUCACGUUCAGCAACUGGUUGGACAAGUGUAAAGUCUAUAGUGCAUGGAGAAGAGCCUUUCUCUCAUCAGAUAUUGUAGGACUUUGCAAAAAUCUUUAGUUACUUCCCUUACUCUUUUUUUCAGUAUUCUCUUUGCAAGUGAAGCUAACAUAGAAUGGAGCUAGGCUGGGAACUUCCUGUUUUUCUGGUAGACCCUAGCUGCGCUGAAGAUAACUCAGCUGUGUUGCUAUUCUUUUCCGUUCUCCCUAAGGGUGUUCUCCUUCACUUCCCCUUAUGCAUUUAAAAACAAGCAGAUGAGUGCAAGUAGUUCCUGCCACGUUACACCAGUCCAUUCCCGUUGUAUCCAUGAGAGAUAGUGUGCAGGUGCACUCUGGGAAAACCUUAAAUGUUUUGAAUUAGGCCACUUUUUAGAAAAUGUUAAGAUGAGCAGUGUCUGUUUCACAGACUUGUAGGAGGUCUUGCAAAUAUACUCUGUUGUGGACAUUUUCUGUGGUCUGAGUGCUUAACUCUUCAAUCACACCUGAAAGUGUUAAGAUUUAAAUAUGCUAGGGAAGUGAGCUGUCACAUGCUGAACAACCUGUAUUCAAAACAUAAUUAUGCCUUUUUAGGGCAAACAGGUGUUGAGUUAGCUCGAUAAAUGCCUGGCUCCACCAAACCACAUUGAUUAAUGUUCAUGUCCUUCCAAUAGCAACUUCAAAUGUUAAAAGGACAAUGCACCCAGUGCGCCCAGAACCAGAGUCAUGACCCAGGUGAAUAAUAUUGACCCAUGGUUGCACCAUCCGACAAGGAGAACAGCAUUGAGAGAAUGUGUUCUGUUGAAUGACUGGCCUUGCUCCAGGGUAGGAUAUCUAAAAUGAAGCUCUGUAUGUGGAGAACACCUGUGUCUCUGCACGAGGAUUUGAACCACAUAAAUGCACACAGUGCCCUCAUUGAGGGGCCUCCUACCGACACCUACUAGGCAAAACUGUUUGAAAGAUGUUUUUUUCAACCAGAGACACCUUCUCAACAUCCUUUUUCUAAUUGUGUGUAGUCACAAUGGUGUUAAAAGCACAGGCCUCUUUCUGGGACAGACACAGAUUCCACGUUGGUAGCGAGGAUGCCGGGCUAACCUGAAACAGCAGUCGCCACGGACUUCCACUAAACAGUCAGAUGAACCGUGGUUUCCAGGAACCAGGAACCGUGGUUUAUCCAGGAACCAUGGUUUCACAGAGCCAAUAGCGAGCCACUGACAGAUUUCCUUGGGUUGCCUGACCUUUUUUUUUACCUCCUUGCCUGUACUAAUAGACACAGACAGAGCCAGAGUCUCAGGGAUGGCAGAAGUUUUGCAAGAAUGACAGUUGCAUCUCAAGUGUAACUGGGCAAAGCCGUUGACUGGAAGCAGAAACAGGGAUGGACAAGGACAGCAGAAACAUGACCCAAGCAGAGAAACAACAGGCAUAACAUGUGGGGAUUGGUUAAGUCGAUGUGGGUGGUGGUUUCAUGUUCCAGGCUUCCACGGCACAUAGACCUUCAUUGGUCUUUUUGGGCUUUAAGUCAUGUCCUCAACAAUGAAACCCAAAUCGAAGUGUUGAAAGGGACAAUGCCUGGAAUGAUAUAACCCAAGUGGACAGUUAAGUUGUAAGGAACCAGUGGAAGAGGAGAGUCCCAAGGCAGGAGCAAAUGUAUUUAUAUGCAGGAAUAUCAACAAAAAAUUCAAUUUCAAAACCCGGCAGUGACAUUUCACAGUGAAAAUGCCCAAAGGGAAACAACUGUGGACAGUCACGAUGCUGUUGUAAGGAACUGUUAGCGAAGGAACAUUCUAAGGUAAGAGGUCAUUUAUUUCUCUUCUUUAAAAUAGAUUGUUGUAUUAAAGAGCAGAUAAUCCUUGUGGUCUGGCCUGUUUUAAAUGGCAGAAUUGUAGUUCAUAUUAAGGUUGUGCAUGCAUGUGAGAGAUCAUUCUCUUAGAGCGUCAUACCGACCAUCAGAAAAGGGGAAAGCAAAGACACUGUAGAUGUGUUCAAGGUGUACAUCUGAUGUGUACAGGUCAGAUUCAUCCUAUAGAUGAGAACAGAGCAUUGUUUUCACAAGUAGUUCACUUUUGAGUGGCUCUGAUGUAAGUUAUGCCUUGACGUUAUGUCUCUGAAAAUAGUGUAAUCGCAUUAAGGCCGAAAAACACUGGAACGGACUGCCAUCCUGUCACCAUUGAUCAUGAAACAUCGGUCUGUUGAAUCAAAACUAUUCAUCUACACCCAGCAGGCGCUUGACGGCACCAUUUUCAUUGUUGGUUAUCCCAUUUUUAAAGCCCGACUUGGGUCAAAUUCUCCAAAAUAAUGGCUUUAAAAUAACUGAUCAAGACAUCACACAAUGUAAUUUACUGAAGAAAGAAUUUACAUUUAAAAGAUGUCCAGCUACUGAAGAUCCAUUUCUUACCUAUCUAAAACACUUCCAUCACAACAACAAUACUGUUAAAGUUAUAUUAGAAAAUACUCACUGCAUAUCAUAUAACUAUCUGGCAAGUGACUCCUCAACGUCAAUGAAAAAUCCUGAGAUACCUUUUGUAUGUUUUGAAUUUGAUUGUGAUCAGGAAUCUGACCGUUUUUAAUGUCCCAGGUCAGCCUUUAAACAUGCUCUCUUCAUACUUAUUUUAUUUCUGUCUUAUUAUACAGAGAUGCACCUAAUAUGAGAUAUGUAAUACAGGAGAUAUGUAGUACAUAAAGUGACGUAAAAAAACCUGUGGUCAGGAUUUGUAUUUCAGAGAUGUUAUUUUAUAAGAACCAAAAGUAUUAUUCAGGGAGUUGAAUGUAGAGGUGCUAGUUUUCUUAAGCGGUCAAUUCCGCCCACUGGUACACAAUGGUUGCGUCCAUAAUGGGCCCCUAUUCCCUAUAUAGUGCACUAUUUUGAUGACAUCUGUAUGGGGCCUGAUUGAAAGUAGUGGACUACAGAUUUAAAAGCGUUUGGGUACACAGUGACAGCGUUUGUUUGAUGUUAGCAUGAUACAAAGUGUCUAUUGAGGCUGUGGGUUAGUUCUCAAAGGAUGCUUUCUGCAUUAUUACAGAAUUGUGUUUGACUUGAAGUCACAAACGAUGCCAAAGAAGUUUGUUUUACACCUGUAUACAUUAACAUGUAAUAUGAAUAUCUGACCAAGUUAAAAGCACAAUGUAUGCAGACAUAAGGAAACACCGAAUGUACUUGAGUUUCAAAGAACUUGCAGGUCUAGCGCUAUUUUUUAGUACUAAAGACAAUAAAAUAAGAUUGUUUUGCCGUGUGAUCUGAAUGCUGAUUAGUUGGUUAUUUUCUGUACAAUCCAUGUAACAGUUGAACUGUUACAUUUGGUAUUUUGUAAUGGUUGAACAAACUAUAAAGCAAAUUUUAUAGUUGCACAGCGCUAACAUCUGUCUUAUCAGUGUUUGUUUAUUUGUUUUAAGUUGUGUGUGUCCCCAGGGAGCACAGGUCUUAGUUUAACGUGAAGGUUUGACUGGUUGAGUUUUCAGUGAAGAUGAAUUCAAUGUGAAUACCAUGUCAUGUCUAUAAAGAUAAGUACACAUUUGGGUGAAAAAUAAAUUACUUUCAGUUGAA